GAGACAGAGGGGUGGAGGGAGGGGAAGGGCCGCAGAAAUGUCAAACUACUUCACUUGACACAAGAUGGAUUCUCUCUCUUUGAUUCAUUACAUCCAUAGCGUUGAUAAUACUUUUUAAUUAGCGGUCUUGUGUGUAGUGUUUCACAGGUCUCUUAGCACAACAAUGGACUCUAACAUUAUGGAGAUAAUAGAGGAAUUCAUGGAAAGUGCGUUGGUGCAAUGGGUUCAGCUGUUUGAGAAGAUGGUGGAGAAGGAGGACGGCGUCCCGCUCUACAGCCAAUACAUGGAAGUAAACUCAAUGUCCCAGAGUGCCCGGGAUCGCUACAUGAGGCUGACCAAUGGGAUUUUCCUCAAUGAGGUCAUGAGGGUCAUAGACCCGAACCCCAAGGUGGAGCGGCUAUACAACAGCGAGAGGGAUGAUCACAUGCUGAGAGUCCAGAACUUUUCUAUUUUAAAUCGACACCUCAGAGCCUUCUACCAGGAAGACAUGCAGCAGUUGAUAUUGAUGCCUCUCCCUAAUGUUGCCAUACUGGGGCAGGACCCCCUAACAGAGGCAGCCGUGGACGAGCUCAGGCGACUGCUGCUGCUCUUACUAGGAUGUGCUGUGCAGUGUGAGAAGAAGGAGACGUUCAUUCAGCAGAUCCAGUCUCUGGACAUUGAGACCCAGGCAGCCAUUGCCAGCUGUAUCCAGCAGGUGACUCAGGAUCCUCGUGUGGUGCUGCCGCUUCAGUGGGAGGAGCUGGUAGAGGUUGAAGGUGCAGACUUACAGCUGGUGUUCAGCUCCAUGGCCAAACAGAUCCAAAGCCUGCUGGCACAGAGAGACACACACCUGGAGAGGAUGGCAGAGUUGUGUCGGGAGCGGGAGGUCCAGGCUGACUCAACCACGUUGCCCCUGGGUGGUCGCAGCGAGGAGCCACCCCAAGGUCUGGCUCUCCAGCUGGCAGACAGCAAGGCCAAACUUCGCCGCCUUAAACAACAACUGGAAGAUAAAGGUGAUCAGAUAUUGGAUUACACGCAGGAGAUUCAAACCAUGGAAGAACAGUUGAAGAAACUUCAGAAAGAGAACCGUACUCUGCAGGGUGAGGUGAGGGGCAUGCGUGCGCUGCGGGAUGAGCUGGACUGCGCCCGAGAGCGAGCUGCACGGGCAGAGCAGCUCCAGACUGAGCUUCAGAGCUGUAAACACAGAUUGCGCAGCCUGGAGCUCACACGCACUCAACUGAAGGAGCAGCAACAGCUAUGUGCAGCGCUGCAGGAGACCAAAGCUCUUCUAGAAGAACAGCUGGCGGAUGCACGGGCGCGCUGCUCCUCGCUAAGGGAGCUUGAGAGGGACAAUCUUCUGUUGCGUCAGAGAAUUAUAGACGUGGAAGCGGAGCGGGACACCGAGAGGCAGCGGGUUGAUGAGUUGCUGGAGAUGAACAUGAGCCUCCAGGCGGACCUGAGGCACGACAGCGUUCCCGCUCCGGUUCACCAACGUUUCCUCCAAUCAGAACUGGACUCUGACGAGGAGCUGAGCAGACUGAUUGACCUGAAGCCACUGAGUGUGGAAGUGGGCGAGGCUUCAACACUGAGGCUGCUGGGAGCAGAGCAGGAGAACGCAGAGUUGAAGAGACGCCUGGAGGAGCUGCAGGCCCAGCAGGAGGCUGAUUCUCCAGAUGCAAAGGAUGAGCUGGCUUGCCUGGAGAUGGAGCAUCAGAACACACUCAGAGAGUUUGAAAACUUGAAGAAUGAAAAUGCCACUUUGAAGCAGCGCCUGGAACAGCUGGUGACCAAACUGCAAGACCUAGAAGACAAGAGGAAGGAGGAAAGAGAGAAGAAGCCAGACAGAGAGGAGAAGGAAAAGGAGGAGAAGGUGGAGAGAGGAGUCCAGGGCUCCGAAUCCUGUAGGGGAGAGGGGGAAGGAAGGGUGCGGAUGAUGGAGGAGAGGGAGAGAAGAGGAGAAAUCAUUGGGACCCACAGGGAAGCCGGAGUUGGGGAAGAGAUUCUCCAUGUUCGAGGGGGAAAAGAAGAACCAUGCGAUGAGGAGGUCGAGUCCAAACGAAGAGGAGAGGCAGAGGGAGGGCAGAAAGAAAGAGAGAAACAGGCAAAAGAAAGAGGAAUAAAGAAAGAACAGACUACAGUAACAACAAAUUUAGAGAUCCAAAAGCAUCCAAAUAGUGUCGAAGAUAAAACAGAGACCACGGCUACGGACCAGGCAGCUGUAUGUUCCCUGUCUGGUCCUGAUGUGGAUCUCCUGACAAACCGGCUCCUGGAGGCCCAGGAGGAGGCUGACAGACGGGCAAUGGUGGCCCAGGACCUGCGCACCAAACUGGGAGAGCAGAGCAAGAAAACCUGGGAGGCUGAGCAGAGACUGGUUGUCCUGGAGGCAGAGCUACAGCAUCUGAAGAAAGCUGCAGAGAGUCUGGGAGACGCCCGCAGGCAGAUAGAGGCUCUUCAGUCAGAGGGUCUGGUUAUGGAGGAGGAGCUGUGCCGUCUGCGCAGCCAAGCAGAGCUUCACAGGAUGCAGACCACGGUCAUCGCCACCCUGGAGGGAGAGCGGGCUGCGCUGGAGAGAGACAGGGACACGCUACGCAGCGCCAUGGACACCAUGCGCACUGCCCAGCGCAAGGGUGACCAGUUAGAGCUCACCAUUCAGUCUCUCAGGGCGGAGCUGGAACGUCAAGGUCGGAGUUUAGAGACUUCUCGUCGUCGGGAGGAGGAGCUGGACUCGGAGCUCCGCGAGGCCACCUUGGAGGCGGAAUCUCUGGCCCGGGCUCGAGACCAGGCACUGCUGGAGGUCUCGAGGCUCGAGCAGGAGAAGGAGGUGUGUCAGUCGGAGCUGGACGACCAACGGAAAGAGGGGAGGCAGAGAGAGAGGGAGGCAGCAAGGCUGAGACAGCAGCUGGAGAGCACGACCCUGGCCCUGGAGCACAGCAACCAGAGAGCUCGGGCUCUGGACGCUGAACACAGAUGUGUGUGCCAGCAGCUGUCUGAAUCCAAGGAGCUCUGUGCUCGGCUGCAGGACCUGGAGAAAGAGCUCAGCAGUCAAUUAACCAGCAUGGAGGAGGGUAAACAGCAGCUGCAGGAGCAGUAUGCAGACGCUCAGGCCAAGAUUAGCUCACUGUCCCAGGACCUAUCGAAUGAGCAGGCACGUUCUCAGGAACUGUCCACUGAAGUCCAACGUCUGAGCGGGAAACUACAAAAAGCUGAAGCUGAACUAAAGAUGACAACUGAUUCUCUCAGCCAAUCACAGGAGAGAAUAGAGUCGCUCUCCCAAUCCCUUAAGAAGAGUGACUCUCUUCUCCAGCUGGAAAAGAGACGAGGAAGCGCGGAGGUGGACGCUGUGUCAAAUUCAGACUCCUUGAACAAAACGCACAUUUGUCAGACACACCCCCGGGAGACGUCACAUCUGGAACAAUCCCCUGAAACUGGUAAAGGUCGUGACCUUCACAUGACCAAUGAUUAUGCCACAGGCGAGGCAGAGAGGCAACUGAGUGAGAGGUUGAUAGAGCUGGAAAAAGAGAAAGCAGUAGUGGUUGCAAGGCAGGAGGCUUUGCUGUCGCGGCUGUCCCAGUCCCAGGAGGCUUGUGAGCACCUUAAAGAGCAGCUGGAGGCUCUGCGCAGGCACUCACUCAGCCUGCAGGACUCCUGCACCAGCCUACAGACACUCAACACCCAGCUGCAGGUGGAGCAAGGAUCCCUGAGCUCCCAGCAUGCAGCGGUGCUGGCACGCUGCAGUGAGAGUGAGGCCCGGUCUGCGGCUCUGGAGGCCGAGUCCAAGGUAUGGGCACGGGAGCGGGAGGAGUCAGUGGCCAGGAUGGAGGCUCUGAGGCGGGACCACGAGCGGAUGACGGCGUUGCAGCAGCGGCAGGAGGUGGAGCUGGAGGAGCUGCUGGACAAACACUCUCAGCUGAGGAGCAAUAACCGCAGCCUGGAGGCCCAGCACAGGGAGCUGGAGGCCAGGUACAAGGAGCUCCUGGACGGUAAAACCCAGCUGGAGGAGAGAGAGCGGGAGAUGAAGUUGGAGAGAGAGGAGAUGGAAGCAGAGGCUCAGAGGAGACUGGAGAGAGAACGGGAGCUGGAGAGGCUGACGGAAGACAACGAGAGGCUGCAGGCCCAGCAGAAGGAGUGGUUGGCGUCACAGGCGGAGCUGCUGGCUCAGGGCUCUGUGCUGAGGGGGGAGCUGAGCGCGUCCCAGCUGGAGCGGACACGACUGCAGGGGGAGCUCAGCGCCCUGAGGGAAACCAACCAGAGCCUGGACCUCAGCAACGCCCGCCUCACCAGCCAGUACCAGCUGUUGACCCAGCUGAAGGGGAACAUGGAGGAGGAGAACCGACAGUUAGCGGAGCAGAACCAGGGUCUGUUGAAGGAGAACCGGGCCUUACUGGAGCAGAGCCUGGAGCGCCGUGACCAGCAUUAUUCACAGCAGAGGGAAUACCAGGAGAAGCUGAGCGAACUCCGUCGGGAGAAGCAGAAGUUGGUGGAGAAGAUCAUGGAUCAGUAUAGAGUCCUCGAGCCCAGCAUGCAACCUCCUGCCAGCAAGGCCAAGAAAUCUAACUGGAUUGCAGACAGGAUGAAGAAGCUAAUCAAACCCCGGGGAGGAGGAAGAGAGGGGCGCGCCCUAUUCACCGCCGCGGGCAGCGUGGAAAACCUGGCCGACAGCACCGAAUUUACAUCAGACACACACGCACCUCAGCCUGACCCCCGCAGUGCUCCUGUCUCUCCCUCUCCAAUGAGAAAAGCAGAUCCGGACAUCUCAGUUCCCGGGACUCCAGCCAUGCACUCUGGCUCAAGUGGCCGUCGUAAGCUGGGAUCCCGUCAUGGCUGGGGGCUUGGGUUGGCCAAAGGAGGCUCUGGAGUUUCCCAAUCAUUCAGUCCUGGUGACCACAAAACGCCGCCCCGCCUGCGCCUGCGCUCCAGCCAGAACACCUCCUCUGUCCUCUGGGAGGGAGAGAAAGGCGAAACAAACGCACCUCAGCCAGCAGACGCAUUAUUGACCAGUCAGGAGAGUGUUGAGGAGGAUGAAGGCAGAGUUGAGGAGGAGAAAGUAGAAUGAGGAAGAUGUGUGUCCAUGUCUGUACACUUUCAGAAAUGUCCACACUAACAAGUUAUAUAAAUGACCUGUUGAGAUGGAGUGUUUGUAGUUUCAAGCUAUAUGCACUGUAUUGUGAAAGGUCUAUUGGGUAACAAGUUAAAUGUCAAGCUGAAUAGAAAUUGGACUGCAAAGUAAAACUGUGCUCAGAGAGUGGUCUUAACAUCUUCAGUCACUCAAAAGAACAGCUUCUUUUUAAUAAAACAUGCAUGUGUCUGUGAGCUUGUGAUCUUCUCUGCCUUCCAGACAAUCAACUCUCCAGUGACGACACUGCAACGGCCUGAGAAAGAACUGCAGUCCACACUCAAUUAAAAAAAAUGAAUGUUUUAUAUUAUGUGCCCCUGGCAAACUGUUUUGAUGCUUUUUGUAUGUGUGUCUAUUAUAAAUAUGACAUUGUUCUAGUAUUUUUGAAUACUUGAAUGAAUAAAUGAUUUCCAGUGUUGCUGAGUUAUAAAGGAA
This is a messenger RNA of Dicentrarchus labrax (European seabass), 5527 nucleotides long. RefSeq names its product coiled-coil domain containing 88B (gene ccdc88b). The transcript is spliced from 27 exons. Lineage: Eukaryota; Metazoa; Chordata; Actinopteri; Moronidae. The record is from RefSeq and is a predicted model, not a curated record. Gene Ontology annotation, molecular function: microtubule binding; dynein light intermediate chain binding. Gene Ontology annotation, biological process: cytoplasmic microtubule organization; cytoskeleton-dependent intracellular transport. Gene Ontology annotation, cellular component: centrosome; cytoplasm. Bases 164 to 5032 code for a protein of 1622 amino acids.